CUCGAUAAUUCACGAGUGGUUGCUGCGGUGGAUCCAACUAAUAUUAUUCCCUGCUUUCUGUUUCAGUUAUCUAUUCGAACUCUGCUCCUUCCCCGGCGAGUUAUAAAAGUUCCGCACUUUUCCCGGGUUCCACAUCUCGCUCUGUCUCUCUCGUCUUUUCCCCUCUGUUUGGUAGCUGAGAAACAGAAACCACGCUUUGAAUCGGGGUGGGAGAAAAGGGGAAAGCAAACAGCUUUUUCCCCCCUUCCGCUCAUCUCUUUGCACUCUGUUCGUUGUUCCUUUCUUUCUCCGAGAAUCUGGAAAUUUCGGAUCUUUGCCCUGUUUCCACAUCUGGGUGUGGGUCUCUGUUGAAAACGGCAAAGAAAAGCAAACAACUUUGGCCCACCUGGGUAUCUCUCUCCGUCUGAUUCUGCCGGCAUCUGGGAUAAAUUAGCUGUUAUCCACAUAUGGAAUGGACGGUAGAUCAAGCUACUUGACGCUGGGGGAGAAGCUCUGCUCCGUUCUUUUCCCUCUGAUAGGAAUCUGCGAGGCUGUGAUUUUGGGGUUCGUCGGUUGCUGCGGCGAUCUCCGCCGGCAGCCUGAUCGGAAGUUCGAUUACUCCUUCACCGACUUCGUCGAAAUCUCAAGAAACUCCCCAUUUACCGUCAAUGAAGUGGAGGCUUUGUUCGAAUUGUUCAAGAAAGUCAGCUGUUCUAUAAUUGAUGAUGGGCUUAUCCACAAGGAAGAGCUCCAAUUGGCGCUAUUGAAAACUCCAGCAGGCAAAAAUCUCUUCCUCGACCGGGUGUUCGAUCUUUUUGACGAGAAGAGAAAUGGUGUUAUCGACUUUGAGGAAUUCAUCCAUGCGAUCAGCGUGUUCCAUCCUGGUGCUUCGGUGGAAGAAAAGAUCAAUUUUGCGUUCAGGUUAUACGAUUUGAGACAAACUGGAUUCAUUGAGAGGGAAGAAGUCAGGCAAAUGCUGAAUGCUUUCCUUUUGGAGUCUGAAGUACAUGUCUCCGAGGCCAUUCUCGAGGCUAUCAUUGAUAAGACAUUUGAGGAUGCGGAUGCUGAUAUGGAUGGGAAGAUCAACAAGACAGAAUGGAAAGAAUUCGUUCUCAAGAAUCCAGCACUCCUCAAAAACAUGACUCUUCCUUACUUGAGAGAGAUCACAACUGUGUUCCCAAGUUUUAUCUUCAACACGCAAGUUGAUGACUGAAGAAUCUAGCUACUGCGCGUGAAGAAGCUAGCUACUCCCCUCAUGGAGCUUGGAAACAAGCACUUUCGAUCCGCCAUUGAAGAGCAGCAGAGCAGCUGAGUAAAGAGGCAGAAGGAUGAGGCACUGCUUUAACUGGGCGGAGCAGAGUUGGGGACUGAUUUGAUCCAUCUGUGCAUCCAUUGAUUCAUUGCAUCUGACUCCCCCAAUUCUAUUCAUUGAUGAAUUUUUGCAUGUCGCAUGUAAUGCAAAGUGUAUCUCCUGCUCACAUUUGUUUAUAAUGAUGAAUCAAGCGGCACGAUGAUAGGUUUACAA
Linum tenue is the source of this 1504-nucleotide messenger RNA. Lineage: Eukaryota; Viridiplantae; Streptophyta; Magnoliopsida; Malpighiales; Linaceae. The record is from the annotation of a GenBank genome assembly.